Messenger RNA from Lepus europaeus (European hare), 1659 nucleotides. Its product is annotated as steroid transmembrane transporter SLC22A24. Gene Ontology annotation, molecular function: transmembrane transporter activity. Bases 1 to 1659 code for a protein of 552 amino acids. Lineage: Eukaryota; Metazoa; Chordata; Mammalia; Lagomorpha; Leporidae. The transcript has 10 exons. The record is from RefSeq and is a predicted model, not a curated record. Gene Ontology annotation, biological process: transmembrane transport.
AUGGCCUUCGAUGUGCUCCUGGAACAAGCUGGAGGUCUGGGGAGAUUUCAGAUCCUUCAGGUGGCUCUCUUUUUUGUCACCAGUAUGAUAACAUACCCUCAUUUGCUGUUGGAGAACUUCACUGCCGCCGUCCCUGGGCAUCGCUGCUGGGUGCCCCUCCUGGACAACCACACGGCCUCUGGCAAUGACUCUGACAUCCUCAGCCAAGACGCCCUCCUGAGAGUCUCCAUCCCACUGGACUCAAACCUGAGGCCAGAGAAGUGCCGUCGCUUCACCCACCCCCAGUGGCAGCUCCUUCAUCUGAACGGGACCUUCCCCAAUGUAAGUGAGUCAGACACAGAGCCCUGCGUGGAUGGCUGGGUGUACGAUCAGAGCUCCUUCUCCUCCACCAUUGUGACUAAGUGGGAUCUGGUAUGUGAAUUUCAGUCACUAAAAUCAGUGGUUCAAACCCUGUUUAUGAGUGGGUCACUACUGGGAGGUCUGGUGCUUGGCCGUCUUUCAGACAGGUAUGGCCGGAAGGCGAUAUACACAUGGUGUCUCCUCCAGACAGCCAUCGCUGACACCUGUGCAAUCUUUGCUCCCACCUUCCUUGUUUUCUGCAUAUUUCGCUUCUUGGCAGGGUUGACUACCACAAAUAUUAUGGCAAAUGCUUUCAUUCUCGCAACAGAGUGGACAGUGCCCAAAUUACAAUAUAUAGGAGUAACACUGAUACUGUGUUCCUACAGUAUUGGGCAGAUGCUCCUGGGAGGAUUAGCUUUUGCCAUUCGAGACUGGUACACACUGCAUCUGACUGUGUCUAUACCCCUGUUUGUCCUUUUCUUGCUCUCCAGAAGGCUGGUAGAGUCUGCUCGGUGGCUGAUUACCACCAAUCAGCUAGAUGAAGGCACAAAGGCACUUAGAAGGGCUGCACGCAUCAAUGGAAAAAAGAAUGCUGGAGAGAUCCUGACCAUUGAGUUCGUGAGAUCCGCCAUGCAGGAGGAGCUGAACAAAGCCCAGACCAAAACUUCAGUUAUUCAGUUGCUCCGUGCACCCAAACUGCGCAUGAGAAUCUGCUUCUUGGGCUUUGUAAGACUGGGAGCCGCUGUACCUUUCAUGGGCCUGAUACUCAACCUGCAGGACUUGGGGAGCAGUAUCUUCCUGUUCCAGGUGCUCUUCGGAGCCAUCACAUUCAUAUCCAGAUGUUCUGCCCAUUUGAUAAUGAAACAUAUGGACCGGCGAAUAAAUCAGUCAUUGUUUUUCUUCCUGGUAGGACUUUGCAUUCUGGUCAACACCUUUUUGUCCCAAGAAAUGCAAACCCUGCGUGUGGUUUUAGCCACUCUGGGAAUUGGUACAAUUUCUGCUGCCAAUGCUACUUUUUCUGUCCAUGCUUUGGAACUCAUCCCCACCACAUUCAGGUCAACAGCUGCAGGAAUCAAUAAUGUGUUCUCAAGAAUUGGGUCAGUACUGGCCCCCCUCCUGAUGACCUUAGUGGUGUAUUCUCCCCACCUGCCCUGGAUCAUGUAUGGAGUCUUCCCCAUCCUUUGUGGCCUGAUUGUGUUUGGCCUUCCGGAAACCAGGAAUCAGCCUCUUCCUAACACCAUUCAGGAUGUGGAAAAUGACACAAAAGAAGCAAGAAAAGUGAAGGAGGAAGAUACUUUCAUAAAAGUAACAAAAUUUUAA